AUGAAUAAUGCAGAUGUCCCUGGAAUUGGUGAUCAGCCUGAGUUGAAAAGCAGGCUAAGAAAAAGACCUGCUAAGAAACAGAUGACAUUUGACGACUUUAAGAGUAUUAAAGCUGUAAAAACUCAAGAAAAGCCUAAAAGGAUUAGAAAGAAGUCAAAGACGGCUGAGAAGGUUAUGAAAAAAUCGAAAAAAGUUGUCAAGGUAUUGAAGAAAGAUCCUAUUGAAAAUGAUGUCAAUAUUAUUAAUUCUGGUAAUGACAGUGACGAUGACGAUGACAAUGACAAUGACAAUAGUAACGUUGAAAUAAUUAAAAAAACUGAAAAAAUCAAGGACUUAAAACCGGCAACCCACUUAAAAUUAUUGAAUAACUCAAAAAAAAAUUUCAUGUUUAAUAUUCCACUCACUUUAAAACCUGAUUUUAAUGAGCAAAGUAUUUUAAGUUCAAAUUGGUCUCCAAAUUGUGCUUUGACUAACGAGGAAUUCAUAAAAGAAAAUGGGUUGAUUAAUAAUGAUUUCACCUCAAAGUUGAAGAGUAAAUUGAUACCAUAUGCUGGUGAUAUUAUUAAGGUCAUGUCUUUUAUUAAUAAGUUUCAUUUCGUAUUUAGUACAGAAUUGAUAAACAUUUCUUUCCAAGAAUUUGAAAUUGGUUUAAAUUUAUAUCCUGAAGAAUAUGACGAAAAUACUCUGACUGAUGAAAAGCCAGCUUUAUAUGAAAACAAUUUACCACCAAAGGAUAUUAUUAUUGCACAGGAUAAAAUGAAUCUAUUGUUCCUAACAAUGUUGAAGUUAUUAUUCUUACCAUUAAAGACUGACAAUCAACCACAUUUACAUAGACCUUACGCUUCCAUGAAUAAUAUAAGGUCAAAAGAAGCAUUUGUAAAACUAGUAAGAAGUCUACGUUACAGUGUAUUUGGAUGGGGUUUGCCUAAAGAAUGGCGUAUCAAUAAUGCGACAAUUAAUUCAGAAUCUUACAAAAAUCAAGAAAAUAUGGAUGACUCUGAGGAAGAAAUUAAACCUGAAUUAGCUAACUCAUCAUCUACACCCUCAUUGCUAGAUAAUUCUGAAAAAUCAAGUGAUAACGCUCAAAACGAAGAAGAACUACAAUAUGGAAUGCAGAUAUUGGAAAAUAUUCCUGUUUUUAAUCCGCAAUUAGCUAAAAUUGGUAUCUUGGGAUUAGAGCCAAGAGAAAGAAUUAUUUUACUAAGAGCAAUGGUUGAUUGGUGUACCGCUCACUCCCCAAAGAUUCAUAAUGAAAUUUAUCGUCUAACUCAUUUCAAAAAAGAGCCAGCAUUUGGUGUUCCAACCCAGCAUGCUAGUAGAUUUUUGAUAGAUGGUGUCGAAUUGACAUACUUACAGUUUGAAAAACUAUGUUCCCUGUUUAUCAAAAGAUAUGAAAGAAAGCAUAAAAGAAAAGGACAGAAGGGUCAACUCGAUGCCGCAAAGAAGGAAGAGCUAGAAAGAAAAAUGAUAGUACUAAAAGAAAUACAGGAUAUUUUAAAAGUAUGCCCAAAGGAAGAAAAACAAAAAACAUCAGUAUCAUUGUAUAAUAAAUGGAUUGAAAUAUUUGAAGGCGAUAUUAAUGAUAAUCCAUUAAGCUCUCCAUUUGAAGAUGAGCUGUAUAAAAUCAGAGAAAGUGAAUUCUUUGUUGGAAGAAUGCCUAGCGUGGGGGAUUUUUAUGUACCUAUAAUGUCAACUUACUUUGAUAGAAAUUCACCAUUAUCUCUUUAUAAAGAUAUUAGGAAUUUGAACAAAUUAUUUAAAAGGUUCUCAAAGGAUAAUACUGAAACAAAUUCUCUCUUAAAGCAUAUGAAGGAAUCUAAUUCAAAAGACUUUAGAUUAUUUUUCUAUGACACAUACGGUGUUGUUAAUGAUUUGAUAAAUAAUUCUACUUCAGAUAAAACCUAUUGGUAUGAAAUAGCUAAUAAUAGCGAGACAUUAAAAAAUUUUAUUCAAACUUUAGAAAAGCAGAUAUCUGGUUAUAAGUCAGAUGUCAAAGCAUCAAAGAUUAACCAAGAUGACUUUAAACUAGAAAUAUUAAUUUAUCGCAUAGAGAUAUUGAGAGAUUAUCUAAAUGGGUUAUACAGUAUAUUCAGGCAAUUGGAAAUAUUAGCUUCAGAGUUUGCUGAUGUUCAACUAACAAGCAGAACUUUAAGAAGAUCCCAAAGACGUGAUAUCACUACUAAUAAGUAUUAUAAUAAUGGUGGAGGAAGUGAUGAAGAAAUAUUGUCACAGAAGGAAGAAGUGCAUAGUAAAUCGGACGAAGAAACUUAUAAUGAAGAAUAUUUUGAUGAGGAAGAUCUUGCAUUUGAUAAUACUGAUCAAGAAUACGAAAAAACUGUGAAAAGACAGAAGACAGAAACAAGAGAAGAAAGAUUUAGGAGAAGGUUGACAAGUAAGAAUGUACCAUAA
Vanderwaltozyma polyspora DSM 70294 is the source of this 2409-nucleotide messenger RNA. Its product is annotated as WHIM1 domain-containing protein. The record is from RefSeq and is a predicted model, not a curated record. The transcript has a single exon. Lineage: Eukaryota; Fungi; Ascomycota; Saccharomycetes; Saccharomycetales; Saccharomycetaceae. The coding region runs from base 1 to 2409 and encodes 802 amino acids.